Setaria italica (foxtail millet) is the source of this 856-nucleotide messenger RNA. RefSeq lists its product as uncharacterized. The record is from RefSeq and is a predicted model, not a curated record. NCBI's taxonomy places the organism in Eukaryota, Viridiplantae, Streptophyta, Magnoliopsida, Poales, Poaceae. Bases 101 to 664 code for a protein of 187 amino acids. The transcript is spliced from 2 exons.
AUACGACUCUAGCUAAGGAGAGCAUUCCUUGUGUGCCAAAAAAAGAAACUUCCACAGGCAGCAGCACUGGCAAACUCCUCUACAUCGUCAUGGUCUCCACAUGAAGCCCCUCGGUACCUGCUGCGUACAACUCCUGCAAGACGAGAACGAGGCAAACAAACAUUUCCGUGGCAAGGCGUUUCCAUUCUAUGAUGAGUUAACCACUCUUUUUGGGACAACGGACACUGAAGGCGGUCCAAUGUUGUGUGUUGGUGGAAUUGGAGAUAGAACACCAAGCUAUGGAAGCGAAGACACCCCUGACCCAAUGGCGGAUGAAAAUGUUGACUGGUUGGAGGACACUGUUGGACGGUCUAGUGUGGGUCGUGUGUCGCAGAGGUCCGGAAAGGAGCAUGUUGUUGAUAGCCCACCACCCAAGAGAACUAAGAGCAUGGAGUACUAUGUGGAGCGUAUAUCUGAGAGCAUGAUUCAAAGGACUAUGACUGAAAGAAAUCUAAUCAGCCGUGAGGAAGAGGAGGUUACAGAAAUGCUGCACCUUGUCGAACAAGAUGGUGUACCGAAUGGGUCUGAGUUGUACUUCAUAGCUACUGAGCUGUUUAGAUCACCAGCCCGACGUGCAUCUUAUAGGAGCAUUACCGCUUCAGAGAACCGGAUUGCAUGGCUCUGAUGGACUUGGGAUAAUGUCAAGAGGAAGUAAUACCGGUCCAUGAUUACAAUGUAUUUGCAUCUACCUAGGAAUGUGUGUAUUUGUACUGUGACUAUGGCAUGGUGUGCCAUCAUGUUUGUAAUGUGAAUUAUGUUGUGUUAGACCUUGAUUAUUCAUGCUACUAAUCCAUAUAAAUUUGUGUCGUUCCACUUG